UUAAACUUCAAGUAAACAACACUAUGUAACUUUUAAUCUUUGACAAACUUCUAGCACGCAUCUAUGAAACAUAUAUAUAGUCCAAUUUUCAUCCUUCAAUAGAUAUACUUUAUAUGAUAUACUCAGGUAUAUCAUACGGAGUACAAAAAUAGGCUAAACAUAUGUAUCAAAAUAAUGUGCACUUUAUAACUUUUAUUGUUAGGAAUAUGCACAUCCAACAUAUAGAGUUAGUUUUAGAGCAUUACAUAAUUUAAGUUCUCACUUUAUUAUAGUUUAAUUUAAUUGAACACAAAAAAUAAAGAAAUUCCAUGCAUAUACCCCGCCUUGAAUUUUGCUCGGCUCCAAACCAUUGGGAGACCAAGUCUUUGUUUAGUCGUUACUACUCUUUCUUAAAGGUGAAUAUAUAUCCAAAAUUGGACUUCUAAACCUCUCCAUUCAUUCUCAACUUAAUAACACAAUAUAUUUAUAUGCUACUCCAUGUAUUAAAGAAAAGUUACCUCUCGUUCUCUAUCUCUCCUUCCCUAUUCUUUUUAUACCUUCCAUUCAUUAACACUUAAUUAUAGUUAGUUUGGUUUUGGUGGUGGGUGGUGGAGGGAUAGAGAUGGAUGUUCUAGAGGAGGUGGUCGGAGGUUCAAAGGAUCUCUCCCACCACAUUGUCAAGGGCAAAAGAACCAAACGUGUGAAGCCCCAUUCUCCAAUCUCUUUCACCAUGAAUAACACUACUCCAACACCUUAUUCUUCCCCCGGAGAGGAGGACAACAACAAUACCGCUUCCGGAGCAUCUGCCUCCGGAAGCGGCUCCGCGACGUUCCGCCCUGACAUGCCCACCGCGGACGACGAGGAUAUGGCUCGGUGCCUCAUGCUCUUGUCCCGAGGUGGGACAUCGAAGGAAGUAGAAGAUAAUGGCGGUGUUUAUAGUAACAGUAACAACAGCAACAACAAAUUUUGUAGCAAGAAGUACGUAGAGGCAACCACCGUGGGCGGCGGCGUGAAAGUUGGGAUGUACGUCUACGAAUGCAAAACAUGCGGCCGCACAUUCCCAACGUUUCAAGCGCUGGGCGGACACCGGACCAGCCACACAAAGGAGAAGCCCGCGCUGACGAUCGAGGCGGCGAAGAGACCGGCCGCGUCAGCCUUGUACGACGGAGGCGACGAGGAUUUUGAUCCGACGCCCUUCAACAAGACCCCCAAACUCUCCGCUUUCUCCUCCCUACAAUUCCAUGAAUCCACUAAUAAGUCUUCUCCGAGAGUUCACGAGUGCUCUUACUGUGGCGCGGAAUUCACGUCCGGGCAAGCGCUCGGCGGCCACAUGCGACGCCACCGCGGCGCCGCCGUUACUGCUACUACCGCUUGCAGCAUAGACAAAAGGGUAUUCCAGAAGGUAAACAAUGACGAGUGUUUGAAUUUGGAUCUCAAUCUCGCCCCUGCAGGAGAUAAUAGCAAAGAUCGUCACCGUCUUGGUCAAGAACAGCCGGAAAAUCAAGAGCAACAAGCGCCACCGGAAAAGUCAACGACUUUUUUGACCGCCACCACACAACUGAUUGGCU
Cuscuta europaea is the source of this 1547-nucleotide messenger RNA. NCBI's taxonomy places the organism in Eukaryota, Viridiplantae, Streptophyta, Magnoliopsida, Solanales, Convolvulaceae. The record is from the annotation of a GenBank genome assembly.